Molecule: messenger RNA, 1234 nt
Organism: Daphnia pulicaria
Lineage: Eukaryota; Metazoa; Arthropoda; Branchiopoda; Diplostraca; Daphniidae
Product: uridine diphosphate glucose pyrophosphatase NUDT22-like
Exons: 3
Coding region: 210-1127 (305 amino acids)
Molecular function (GO): GDP-mannose hydrolase activity
Source: RefSeq, a predicted model, not a curated record
AGGAACUAACUUCUGUCAACGUCAACGAAAUUUGGUAAACAUAUUUGUUAGCGUUUCGCAAAAUGUUUUGACUGAAUAUUCAUGUAAGAUUUUAUGGUCUUCUGUGUUCAUGCUUGACUUGCAUACAUUUUUACUCUCCAAUCAAUUUUUAGAUCAUCGAAUCGCUGCAAGCAGCGGGAGAUUUUAUUUGUUUUUAAAAAACCGCUUCUAUGGAUGAGUUUACUUUCAAAACACAAAAUGGGACAGAAGGAAUCGAAAUUAUCAACUUGAGUUUCAGCAAAAUACCCAUCAUAAGGAGUCAAACCCAAAUAAAUUUUUCUAGCAGAUUUAACAACAAAUCUGAUAAUUGGAUAGAAAAAUCUAUUAAGUUGAUAUGGAAUGAAAAAUGUAAGAAUAAUGAUAGGUUAUACAAUCAAUCCAAAUUUCGAUUUGAAGGUGUAACAAUUAAUGAUGAUAACCAGGUUGUUUUCAACUUGGGACUAACAACUUACAUGGAGUUAAUUGGAACGAAUUGUAAUCCAUUUGGGAAGGAGUUAGUUGUUUACGGAACUCAGCGUUUUAACAGUAAGCGAUCGUGCUUAGCUGACCCAUUGGGUGUGGGAUCUCUGUUGCUAACUUCAGAUAGAAAAUUCCUGUUUUUAAAACGUGCUAUGUGGACUGGUGAGGACAAAGGCAAACUAGAUAGGCCUGGUGGUCACCCUGAACCAGAUAAUGUGUCAACAUCUAUACAGUCUUGGACAGAAGAAGAAUGCACUGCUCCAGAAAACUCACUUCGAAUUCGAGAGGAGGUUUUCGACUCGGUUAAAUGUGAAAUUCGCGAUGAAGUUAAUUUGCCAUUGGAAUCAUUAAAGGACCCUCUACUGUUAGGAGUAGUUCGAAGCCUCGAACGACUUGGGCGGCCGAGUGCUGAAUUUCUUGUGCUUUGCUCUUUGACAUCUAAAGAAGUCGAAAAUCUCUAUUUGAAGAGUUGUCAAGCAGAAGCUGACGAAUCGCUAGGUAUUGUGUUUCUACCGGAAGAGAAGGUUCGUGGAUUGGAUUUGGAUCAGAGUAUCUGGCACUGCCUUACUGAUGCCGCUUGUGGAGCAAUAAAACUCUACAGUCAAUGUUACUCGAUCUGCCCAAGUUAGCCGUUAUAUUUGGAACCUGAGUGAAACUUUUUAUUUAAUAAUUUUGAAUCAAUCUCAGUUCAUGGUUCAUUUUACACACACAUAUAUACUAAAAAUAAAAAAUACAU